AAGUUUGGAAUUCAACUUUCACCAUUUAUUUUACCAUACACCGAUUCAGAUGGGAUCCUUGUUUAGUCGCGCGCAUCCAGCAAACAUGAGUGGACAAGUCGCCGAGUUUGUGAGGGCUGCAAUUGCCAAGGAUAAGGUGGUCAUCUUUUCGAAAACCUACUGUCCGUACUGUACCAUGGCCAAAGAGCCUUUCAAGAAACUGAAUCAGGAGUACGCAUGCUACGAGCUCGACCAACGAAAUGAUGGUGAUGAGGUCCAGGCGGUCCUUGGGGAACUAACGGGGGCUAAGACGGUACCGCGAGUGUUUAUCGGUGGUAAUUUCAUUGGCGGUGGUACCGACAUCAAGAAAAUGUACGACGAUGGCCGAUUAGAAAAGCUUUUAGUUUAGCCAAUUUCCAGAUGGUCCACACAAUGUUAAGAGUUACUCUUUUUAUUAUGUGUAGUGCAGAGCACAAUAAAAAUGCAAAUGCAUUGAUUUGAAGCACUA
Molecule: messenger RNA, 487 nt
Organism: Anopheles bellator
Lineage: Eukaryota; Metazoa; Arthropoda; Insecta; Diptera; Culicidae
Exons: 3
Coding region: 50-388 (112 amino acids)
Biological process (GO): cellular response to oxidative stress
Cellular component (GO): cytoplasm
Molecular function (GO): glutathione disulfide oxidoreductase activity
Source: RefSeq, a predicted model, not a curated record